AUGGAUUCUUAUCCUCACUCUCCUCUUCGUCGCACUCCUACGAGUACUUCCGACAAUGACUUGGACGACAGUGCUUCAUUGACUGCUGUCUAUUCUGCGAGCUCCUCCACAACCUCUACGCGCCAGCAACAGCAACGGACAGCAGGUCGAGCUCCAUCUGCGCAUUCGUUACUAGCCUCAGGUUCAAUCAAGAAUUCUGAUAUAAGAAAGGGUGCUCAUGCCGAAACGACCAAGGCAUCCGCAGAUCGUUCCAGCAUAAGCAUGCCGCCGCCCUCCACCAAACCAUCAGUGGAUCGGAGGUUGUCCACCUCGUUAAACUCGACUAAAUUUCAGCGCAAGUCAGAAGAGGUCCCCAGAAGUCCUCCUGCUUCGGUAAAAAGCUUUGAUGACAGGAUCCCAUUUGGCGGCUCGCCUACUGCUCAGACUUCUACCGCCUUUGAUUCAACAGUGGUCACCACCGCUUCAUCACCACAUGCUCCAGGUCUGCCCGUGCUCUCGCCUCCAGCUCUUGAUCCAUGCAUUCCUAAUUCUGUGGAUACAGUUUCGACUGCCUCUUCUCAGGUCAGCACCUCGUCCCAGCCGCCAAAGAGUGAACCAUCUGUUCCAGCCGGUCAAUCUUUAGCCACAUCGGUGAAGACUGAUGCUACGGAGCUGGCUUUACCAGCGAGAACCUCCAGGUCUACGAAUCCUCGAUCUGUGUCCUCCAGCAGGCGUUUAAGUACCACAGGCUCUUCCAAGAACGAUAGCGCUGGAUCCGAGAACAAGAUGUCCCUUGGCCGGAUUGGUGUUUGUGCCCUUGAUGUCAAAGCAAGAAGCCGCCCUAGCCGCCAAAUUUUGACCCGACUGCAAGGAGACAACGAUUUCGAAGUCAUCGUUUUUGGAGAUAAGGCAAUCCUCGACGAAGAUGUUGCCAAUUGGCCAAUCUGUGAAUUCCUAAUAUCAUUCUUCUCUGAUGGAUUCCCACUCGAGAAAGCUAUAGCUUAUGUCAAAUUGCGGAAGCCAUUUGUUGUCAAUGAUCUCUCGAUGCAAAAGGUCUUGUGGGAUCGAAGACUAUGCUUGAAAAUCCUUGACCAGAUGCAAAUUCCUACCCCAAAAAGAAUAGAAGUGAAUCGAGAUGGCGGACCAAGGCUAGAAUCCCCGGAUCUGGCACAGCAUGUCAAAGCUUUGACAGGCGUGGUUUUGGAAGGCCCCUCCGAUGGGACUGGUGGAGGCACUCCUCCAACCCGCAGCAUAUCUUUGGUUGAUGACGGGGAUACUCUUAUCGUUGAUGGAAAGACAUUCAAAAAACCGUUUGUUGAGAAGCCUGUGAACGGCGAAGAUCACAACGUUAUUAUAUAUUUCCCUCGAAGCCAAGAAGGUGGUGCUCGGCGACUGUUUCGAAAAAUUGGAAACAAAUCGUCGGAAUUCGACCCUAAUUUGAUCACCCCAAGGUGCAUCACCGAAGCUAACAGCAGCUACAUCUACGAGCAAUUCCUUAAGACGGAAAACGCUGAAGACGUCAAGGCAUACACUGUGGGUUUCAAUUAUUGCCACGCAGAAACUCGAAAGUCUCCUGUUGUAGAUGGGUUGGUGCGACGAAAUACACAUGGUAAAGAGCUGAGAUAUGUCACCAAGCUUACCGACGUUGAGAAAGACAUGGCGUCCAAAGUCGCUCGUGCGUUCGGACAACGAAUAUGUGGCUUUGAUCUGCUGAGAACAGCAACAGCCAGCUACAUCAUUGAUGUUAAUGGGUGGAGCUUUGUCAAAGACAAUGAAGACUACUAUAAUGACUGCGCAAAAAUCCUGAAAGGAAUCUUCAUUUCUGAAAGAUUCAAACAAGAAACGUCAAGUAUGGAUGAGCCGUCCCCAAGUCCUGUCAGUACCCAGUACCAUACCCGACAGGGCACCAGCCACCCACAUCGCUCUGCAUUGAAAACAAUUCUCAAAUCGCCAAGUAUGACGAAGCUCUCACAGCACAUUCCACAUUCCUCAAGACAUCAAAGUUCGAAUGCAGGAUCACCAAAGACAAGUUAUAUGACUACACCAUUGAGUUCUCCACCGACAAUUGAGAAAGCAGCAAUUUCUGCAUUGCCAUCUCCGGUGCUAGAACAGCCAUCACCAAUAGUUACGAAUGCUGAUGUGGCAGCUAAAGAUAUGCGCUUGGACACGGCGGUAGAGGAUCAAGUGGUCGAAGCUCCAAUGCCUAUGUCGAAACAUUCAUGGAAGUUGAAAGGUGUCGUUACUGUUGUCAGACACGCGGAUCGAACGCCCAAGCAGAAGAUCAAAUUUACUGCUCAUUCUCAAGUCUUCGUGGAUCUUCUUAAGGGUCAUCAUGAGGAAGUUUUGCUCAAGGGCGAAGCAGCUCUGGCGAGCGUUGAAGCAGCUGUGAGAACCGCACAAAGAGAGAAACUUGAAGAUCCGGUCAAAUUGAAAACCCUGCGCAAUGCUCUCGCUAAAAAGGGUGGUCAACUGGGAACCAAGGUUCAAAUUAAACCCAUGUUUCGCAAAAGACGACCUAAUGAGAUGCUUCCUAGUACGAAAGAAGACUCAGAGGCUACUACUGACCCGCGUGAAACAUCUUUACCACAGAGAUCACACCUGGACCCGCUGGAAUCACCAGGUCUUGAUUCUCCGCCUCUAACGGACUCGAAAGAAGUUCAACGGGUUCAGACAAGAAGCGAUUCGAUUUCAGGUGUGACUUUUUCGCGGUUCUCGGCAGCGGAGAACGACCUCAUACUUGAUAAGCUGCAAUUAGUCAUGAAAUGGGGAGGCGAACCCACUCAUUCGGCGAGGUACCAAUCUCAAGAUCUCGGUAGCAAUAUGCGGGAUGAUUUCAAAUUACUUAACAAGGAGGUCCUAGAAGAUGUUCGAAUUUUCACCAGUUCAGAAAAGCGCGUCAGGACAAGCGCACAGAUCUGGGCAUCUGCUUUCUUGGACCGCCAGGACAUUCCCGAAGAUUUCAUCACCGUCAGGAAAGACCUCCUGGAUGACUCAAAUGCCGCAAAGGAUCUAAUGGACAAAGUCAAGAAGAAGCUUAAGCAUCUUCUUCGAGAGGGCAGUGUUCCUGAAGAAUUCGCUUGGCCGAAGGAUGUCGCCGAGCCCGUUGUUGUCAUGCAAUCCGUUAUUGAUCUGCUCAAAUUUCAUCGUCGUGUCAUGCGACACAACUUCAAGAAACUCGCGGGGGGGGCGGCAGCAUCGCUAGCUGCUAUCAAUGGAUCGGCAGAACCAAAGGAGGCAGGCAACCAGAAUAAGGAACUUGUCACUGUUGCCUCUAUUCAAUCUCGGUGGUGUACAGGUGAGGACGCUGAGCUCUUCAAGGAACGAUGGGAGAAAUUGUUCUCCGAGUUCUGUGAUACUGAGAAAGCCGACCCUAGUAAGAUCUCGGAACUUUACGACACCAUGAAGUAUGACGCUCUGCACAACAAACAGUUUUUGGAGUGGGUGUUCACCCCCAGCCAAUCACUACUAGAUGGGAUCACAAAGGAGGAAGGAGCCUUCUCGUCGAACACAUCUCCAGAGCCUGAAAGAGCAGACGACUCUAAUGGUGCAGUACAGAAUGGCCGCCAUGAAAGUGUGACUUCAGUUACAGGCAAUUCCGGGGAUCGUCACCGCUUUGCGCAGAAAAUCAAGAUGAGAAGACAGUCAGUUUUCAAACAACCACCGGUGACUUCUCCCCUAGCAGCUUAUGAGCAAGGGGCGUCUUACUUCAAACUCUUUAGCGGUUCGGGAGACAGCAAAUCCAAGCAAGACCAACGCCUUGGUCGCUUGAGAGAGCUGUAUCGGUACAGCAAGAUUCUCUUCGACUACAUCGGACCGCAAGAGUAUGGUAUCAGUGAUCACGAAAAACUUGAGAUUGGUCUACUUACAUCACUCCCGCUCCUACGCGAGAUUGUAGAUGACCUUGAGGAGCUCCAGGCGGCGGGCGAAGCCAAGUCCUUUGUCUACUUCACCAAAGAAUCGCACAUCUACACGCUUCUAAACUGCAUUAUGGAGGGUGGAAUUCAUACCAAAAUCAAGCGCUCUACAAUUCCAGAGCUAGACUACCUUUCUCAAAUAUGUUUCGAACUCUACGAGGCCAAAGAUGUCGAGAAGUCCGAGUCUACUUACUCUAUCCGGAUCUCAAUAUCUCCAGGCUGUCACACAGUGGACCCACUUGACGUGUCUCUGGAUUCCAAACACGCCAUCGGCAGUGCUCCUAGGCGUUCCCUGACGGACCAUCAAGAUUGGAAAGAAGUCAUUUCGACGUUGAAAGCCAAGUUCAAUACCGUCCAAUUGCCCAAGAGCUUCCUAGCAGUCAACGUCAGUGAAAAACACGAGCAAGAGGCGGAACGAAGAGCAAGUAUGCUGCAAAGCGAACAAGCGAAAACGAACCAUGACAAUGGGACACAGGGCCAAAUGAACGGUGAGCUUGCCGACAACGACGUCGUCGAUGCUACAGCCGUGCUUGGGAAUCCUGUGUCCCAGAUCGUCUCUGGAGAAAAAGUAUCUGCACCUGUGUCGGGCUCGGUAGACACCACAGAUUUGGAGGCCACAGAAAUGCAGGAUUGA
Exophiala aquamarina CBS 119918 is the source of this 4527-nucleotide messenger RNA. RefSeq lists its product as uncharacterized. Bases 1 to 4527 code for a protein of 1508 amino acids. Gene Ontology annotation, biological process: inositol metabolic process; inositol phosphate biosynthetic process. NCBI's taxonomy places the organism in Eukaryota, Fungi, Ascomycota, Eurotiomycetes, Chaetothyriales, Herpotrichiellaceae. The record is from RefSeq and is a predicted model, not a curated record. The transcript has 3 exons. Gene Ontology annotation, cellular component: cytosol. Gene Ontology annotation, molecular function: diphosphoinositol pentakisphosphate kinase activity; 5-diphosphoinositol pentakisphosphate 1-kinase activity; inositol hexakisphosphate kinase activity.